Guillardia theta CCMP2712 is the source of this 3393-nucleotide messenger RNA. RefSeq lists its product as hypothetical. The transcript has 22 exons. Gene Ontology annotation, biological process: potassium ion transport. The record is from RefSeq and is a predicted model, not a curated record. Bases 1 to 3393 code for a protein of 1130 amino acids. Gene Ontology annotation, cellular component: membrane. NCBI's taxonomy places the organism in Eukaryota, Cryptophyceae, Pyrenomonadales, Geminigeraceae.
AUGUCAGGCAAGUGGAUAGGACACUUUGAAGAGGAGCCCAUCUUCCGGGAGUUUGAAACUCGAAUAAACUUGCUGCAGUUCUGCCUGUCGAUCAUCACGGUGAUCCUAUGGAUAUACAAGACGUACAUGUUCCGGGUGUUCUGGCUGGAAUUCGUCAUCAACAUAUUCUACAUGUUCGCCCAUUUGCUGGAUGCUGCUAGAUACCAGUUCGACCCGAUGCACACGUUUUCCUCCCGCAGCUUGAUAGACGUUUUCACCGUGGUCCCACUCUUCCUACAGGAAGGCGGCUUCUCCUACUGCGGGGAUCUAUGCCCCCGCCCUUCUUGGGUCACGUUCUCCUACAUUCGAGCAGUGAGGGUACUAUUCACGUGGAGAGAGAUUGAGAAUUCCAGCAUUAUGUCCGAGAUGGAGGAGUUUACACGAGCUAUGAUCAGAAGUUUGAUCAAAUUCAUUGUUAUUGUCAUCUUCUUUGCUGGGACUAUGUUUGUGUUUGAAACUCUCGGUGAAGAAUGGCAUCUUGCUCCCCUCCUUCUCUCUGAUCUCCUUCAAGGGGACCUGCCCGGAGGUAGCGACAAGGAGCUGUCAACGGGCAUGGGGAGCACCUCCUUCAUGACCAUGUGCUACUACACGUUCGUGACGAUCUCAACUGUCGGGUACGGCGAUUACGCGCCGUCGACCGUCCUUGGACGGCUCUUUGUGAUCGCAGUGAUUCUUGGUGGCGUCUUGUUCUUCUCCAUUGAGACCGGCACCAUAAUGGCCAUUGCUAAGCUGUCGGCGACUGGAAAGGGAAAGUUCACGCCGAGAAACCCGAAGGCCAAGCACGUGCUGGUCAUCGGGGGAGGGGUGGUCAGCGGCUCGAUCAGUGUGCUGGAAUCCUUCUUGCUGUCCCUCGUCAGCUCGUCACAUGGUGAUAAGGUGCCGGAGGUGGUCCUGAUGGCCCCUAAAGGACCGGAGGAGGAGAUGGUGGCCCUGCUGAACACAAGGUGGGCGACCAGGGCGAAUAUCAAGUACCUGUGGGGGAGCCCGGCCUCUGUGGCAGACUUGGAGAGGGCAAGGAUCAGCAACGUCGAGAUCUGUUUCGUGCUCGCCGACCUCAACAACCACCCGAUGCGGGAGGAUCUGCAGAACAUCGUGAGAGCAGCUGCUGUAUACCGUAUCUACAAGACUCCCAUGCUAGUGAUGAUGAUGGAAGCCAAGCACAUCAAGUACGCAGUGCAGGCUGGCAUCCCAGAGAGUAUGUGCUGCGGGCUGGACGAUCUCGAGAUCUCGACCAUCGCUUCCUCCUGCCAGUGUGUUGGGCUCAGCACCAUGAUCAUCAACCUUGCCUUGCCAGACAUCGAAGGGCUGGACGAGUACGAGCCGCAAGAUGCUUGGCUCGAGGAGUACAUGGACGGGGCCAGCAAAGAGCUCUAUGGUUUGCAGCUGCGGGAGUCUUACACGGGGAAGGACUUCUGCCAGACUGCUCGAGAAGUCUACGAGGAUUGCGGUGUGAUGCUGAUAGCUGCGCAAGAUCGAGACGGGCAGGUUGUGAUGAAUCCUGGGAGUCGGUUCAUCGUGCAGGACUCGACCGUGUUCUUCUGCAUCGCCAACGAUGAGGAUUCGUUGGAGAGCAUCCGGAGGCACGAGGGGAGGGAUUGGCUGAUAGCAUACGAGAACAACAGGAACGCGGCGAUCGAGCAGGUUCAGACUGAGAGGCGGCGCAUCGCAGCGACCAUGUCUCGGCCAGCGCUUCUCGCCCUGUCGGAGCUCAACGACGUCGGGAACGAGAUGGGAAACUUCGGGGCUGAUGGCGAGGAGGAUGACAGAAAGACGGCUUACAUAUCCAGAACCCGUAGCGUUGCCAAGAGCACUGCUACCAGUAAGAGGGGGGGGGCGAUGCCUGUCGGAGUUGUGGGUCGCGCUGGGAUCCCGAGAGGAGGUGCUAUGGGUCGACUCGGGUACCCGCGGAUCAAGAAGGAGGAGAAGAAGCAAAAGCCGGUCCAACCACUUCCCAGUGGCUCCGAUGCAUUGUUUGAGGAAGAGGAGUUUGUUUCACUUCCCCAGUGCCAGGAAGAGAUCGUGAAGAGGGGCAACCACAUCGUCAUCAUCGGGCUGGACAACACUGGCUCCCUCUUUCCUCAGAUCACCUCCACUGUUCGCCAGCUACGUACCCAGGUUCUUCCCACUCCCAUGACCUCCAUCCCCAUCACCAUCCUCUACGAGCGACCAGUCAGCUCAAAGAUCCUGGAGUUCUUAGCCGAGCACACAAAUGUCGUUUACAUCCAAGGCAGUCCGUUGAAGCUCCGCUCGCUGAUCAGGGCAGGGGUUGACAGGUGCGCGAAGCUACUUGUGAUCUCAGGGUCAGGAGCGUCGGGGGGGGGCGCGGAGACGAUUAUGAUGGAUCAGGACGCGAUUCUGCUGCAGUCGAUCUUCGAGUCGCAAUGCGCCUUGUGGUCCCACAUGCCCACCGUCAUCUGCGAGCUGCAGGUCCCUGCCAACAUCAAGCAGCUGUCGGAAGAUGUGCUGUCCAAGACCUCCGCAUCAGCCUCCAUUGAGGAGCUCAAUGUGAAAACGACGUUCUCGUCAAAGGGAACUCGAACUCACCUCCGCUAUGCGUCGGGGUUGAUCGUCCAUCGAGCUGAGUUCAGCUCGCUCUUUGCAGCAGCGUACUACACACCAGGAGUCUUGGAUCUGCUCAAAUCAAUGUGUAAGGCCCCCCAGAGCCCAUUCUCGUCCAUAGUCUGGAAGAUCCCAGCAAACAAGGAGAUCAUUGGCAAGACUUUCGCUCAGGUUUUCUCGGAGAUGAUUAAGAUCGAUGCCAUUCCCAUUGGAAUUUAUCGCCGUAUCAACCCCAAGAAAGGAAACACGUUGCCCAUCGUGUACACAUGCCCUGAUCCCUCCGCUAUCGUCGACUGCGGCGAUUGCGUCUACAUCAUGGCUUCGAUCGAUUGGUGCAAGUCGCAUGCCAUGUACACUGAGGGGAUCUUCGACACUCCGAGGGAGGAAGUGGAGAGAGAAGAGAUCCUCUUCAUCCCCAGGCUCUCUCAGAUCCACGAGGCCAAUGACGGGGAGGGGCGCGAUGAGCAGGCGCUGAAUCAACUCUCGAUCCAGCUGCAAGGCAUGGGUGAGGACGGAACUCUCCGCGAGCACGGAAAAUGUCCUCUAGGUCACCGAUUGAAGCCAAUCUGCACGCCAGAUGAAGGCUGGGCUUGCGACGAGUGCAGUCUCGACUCAGUCCCAGCAGGGACAUCCAUGUACGGAUGCAAGAAAUGGGUUUGCUGCAUGGAAUGCUACGAUACCCAUGACGUCUCCGAGUCACCUUACGAGCCCUCCAUCCCCACUCUCCCUAGGAACGACAUGUCUCGGAGGAACGCAAAGUAUUUGAGCGAUGACGACAGAAACUCCGACACAUAA